Molecule: messenger RNA, 906 nt
Organism: Talaromyces rugulosus
Lineage: Eukaryota; Fungi; Ascomycota; Eurotiomycetes; Eurotiales; Trichocomaceae
Exons: 2
Coding region: 1-906 (301 amino acids)
Source: RefSeq, a predicted model, not a curated record
AUGACGGCCGUACUUGUCACUGGUGCGACAGGGAAGCAGGGUGGCUCGCUUAUCAAGAGUCUCGUCGCCAGGAAAGCUCCGUUCGAGAUCCUCGCCGUCACGCGCAAUUCUCAAUCCUCCUCGGCUCAGCGACUGACGCAGUUGUCGUCAAACAUCAAACUGGUACAAGGGAAUUUAGAUGAUCCCGCAGGCAUCUUUCAGAAUGCACAAAAAGUCACGAAAACCCCUGUUUGGGGUGUCUUCAGUGUCCAGGUGGCCAUUGGCAAUGGAGCGUUAGAGGAGACACAAGGCAAAGCUUUGGUUGAUGAGGCCGUGAAACAAAAUGUGAAAUUCUUCAUCUACAGCUCUGUCGACCGGGGCGGAGAGGCAAGAUCUCCUAAAAAUCCAACCAAUAUCCCGCAUUUUAUCCACAAACACAACAUCGAGCAGCACUUGAUGGAAAAGAGCAAGAAUACUGGGAUGCAGUGGUUCAUUCUCCGCCCAACUGCAUUCUUCGAAAACCUUGUACCCGGAUUUUUCGGUAAGGUUUUUGCGACUUCCUACAGAUUGGCUCUGAAGGAAAAACCAUUGCAACUGGUGGCAACCAGCGAUAUUGGGUUCUUUGGUGCCGAGGGCUUCCUUCACCCAGAGAAAUAUGCAGGCAAGGGUCUCUCGUUAGCCGGCGACGAGUUAACCUAUGACCAAUUUGAGAAAAUAUUCCAGCGGAAAACAGGGCAAUCAGUUCCUGCUACUUUCGGAUUUCUUGCUUCCAUCAUCAUGAUUUCCAUGAAGGAUUUCGGAUACAUGCUCAAGUGGUUCCACGAUGAAGGUUACAAGGCGGAUAUUCCAGAGCUGAAAAGAAUGAACCCUGACCUGAAGGAUUUUGAGACGUGGUUGGAAAAGGAGAGCGAAUUCAAGCAACGUUGA